Messenger RNA from Athalia rosae (coleseed sawfly), 5496 nucleotides. RefSeq lists its product as uncharacterized. The record is from RefSeq and is a predicted model, not a curated record. Gene Ontology annotation, molecular function: zinc ion binding; nucleic acid binding. The transcript is spliced from 6 exons. NCBI's taxonomy places the organism in Eukaryota, Metazoa, Arthropoda, Insecta, Hymenoptera, Athaliidae. Bases 586 to 5127 code for a protein of 1513 amino acids.
AGUAAAAUAAUUAAAAAAAAAAAUGGACAGAAUUCGAGAAAAUGAGGAAACAAUGACAAAGAAAUUAGGAAAAAAUCUGAUGUGUUGGAACUUGAGCUGCAUAUUGCUAGACAUUAGUUAAUUUGAAAGAAUUAAAAACAUUCAGAUAGAAUAGGGAAGAGAUGAAAACAUCGUAACCGUGCAGGCCGUGCAGCAGUCCUAAGGAUUCUGAUCUCAAGGAUACAAAUCUGUUCACAAAAUCAAACUACGAAUCGAAUUCAUGGAAAUGUUCUAAUUCUUUCGAUUCGUCUCAUUGGAGAUGUCACGAACUUAUCGAGAUGUUUAUUCUUUUUCUUACCAGAGCAGUUUUCACCUAGGGUGGCGCGAAUUUACACACAUCUUCAGCAGGCCUGAUCCCUGAUCUUCAGUCAACGCCGCAUCGCCAAAUGGCUGAAACAUGCCAGAAGCACGUGCCUUUUCGUAAAUCACGUUUCAAGUCUGAAAUCCGUUUUUCUUGUUAUUAAACUCAUUAAAAUAUAUUCGCUCAUAGUAUCGGUCCAAUGUAUUAGUUUAACGCUAACGAAUAUUGCAAAAUAAACAUUGAGCAUGGAUGGCGAUGAUAAGGUGAUUUUAGCGGAAGCUGCUUCUGUAGAAUUUAAUACAGACGAGACCGACAUUUCCAGGACUGUCGAGGACGAACUCUUCUCUGCAAUAUACCAUUCUGCUGACCAUGUAUUCGACAGCCCAGAAUCUCCUGACGCCAACAAUUCUUCUUUGAAAGACAAUACUGACUCAUCAAAAAAUAUCCAUCCGAAUCCUGACGCUCGUUUGCAGACAAAUAUAACUUCCCGUUCUGGCAUUGGAGUUAUACAAUCGCAUGAGUCGUUCGGUGGCAGAGAAUCCUUCGUUCGAAAUGUACUUCCACUGAAUGAUUGGAAAGAGAGUUUAUCAGAUAUAAGUCAAUCCGACAAAGUCUCAACCUCUGUUUCCCAGAGCAACAAACCUGUUAAUGAGGUGGUCGACACUUACAGGGAAGUAAUUAGCAAUACGGAUCUCUAUAAUAGUGAAGAAAACCUCUCUGCUUUCCCUACUCAUCAGCCUGACGGUUGUCACACUAAAAACGUUAGGCAACAAAGAAGAAAUAGAGAGAACAAGUUCGUACGUGGGUAUAAACCCAAAAAUUGGUGGAGUAGUGACGAGAGUAUUCAUUCAACCGAUUGCGUUACGCAUGACGGUGGAAUUAGUUUGUUAGAAAAUGGAUGUUAUGAAAAAGAAUCGAAAGAUAUAUCAGAUGCAGCAGACUACAAGCAAUUAGAGACAUGGCUGACUCUGUCUGAAGCUUCAAGUUGCUCCCAAACAACUAGUUCGGAUGAAUCAGCGAGUAUAAAACCUGAAGAACGGUGUGAAAAUCACCAGCCCAUGACAAAUAAAAGUGUAUGUAUGAUGGCUCAUAAACCACCAAGGAGCACUGCCCACAAACAGAGCAAACAGUCCACGGGAAUAUCAAAUGAAGAUCUUGUUCUCUUGAGUGAUUUCUCGUGUCCAGAUUCUCUCAUUGGGGAGAGCUCGCAGAGUUCUACGAAGUCUCGGAAUACAGAAAUUAUAUCCCGCAAAAACGAUGACAGACCUCCUUCUAUGAGCAAAAGUUUCAGUUCUGUAAUAAGUCUCGAUGAUUCGGAAGAUUCUAUCUUUGAAGUUCCUGUGCCACCUAAACCUGCACCUCCUACAAUUGAUUUGGAAGAUUCCGAGAGUCCACCAUCAUUCCAUGAUGAAACUAGUUCGAACAUAUCACCUGAGAAAUUGGUCGAAACUUACAGAAUUGCUCUAGCAAAAUCAAUGCAUGAUCAAACUAAACCCGAUGCCGAACCACGUAAUCACAGAGAAAAGAAAUCUACAAACCAAAAGAAGACAAGGCCUAGUCCAAGAACUCGCAGUCCAGAUAAUCCUACAUCGGAUGGCAAUAACGACGUAACCCUAAUCCCGUAUACAAGCCAGGCUAUCGCGACCCAAAGCUUAAUAGAGCAAGAUACUCCUACUCAAGUCCUUAGUAGCAAUGACAGAUUGUCUCAAGUUAUCUGUAAUGCAAAUGAUCAACUGAGUAGUAUUUGCACCAUAGACAAAGAUGCGGACAUUGAUAAUGCACGAUUUAUGCGAGACUCACCCAUGAGUCCAGAUCAAACAAGUGAGAACGCUACGUCAGAAGUUCCUGUAGUUACUGAGCAGCAAAGGCUGGAAACUGCGUCAGAAGUACCUCUGAGAAAAAAUCGCUUGACAGAAAAUGCUACUGAAUUGAGUCCAGAUACGUUAAUAAUUAAUGCAACCGAAGUUCAAAGUCCUCAAGGUUCAACUAAAGCCAAAGAUAAAGGACAAACCAAGUCGUUGAAAUCGUUGGAAAGUAAAAAGAGAUCUGUCGUAGACGUGGAAAAACGAUCGAAAGGUCCUAGUCCUAAAAAAACCAAAACCUCCAAUGAAUCAGCCGUUUCAGGUUCUUCACGGGUUAUACCUUCUAAUGAAAGUGGGACGAGGGAGGGAAAUCCACAAAGUAGAGCUUUGGAUGAUUUCUUUCAACCUAUGACCGAAGAAAUGAUAAAUUAUUACAACGAAUCUUGGGGGCGUGAAAACUUUGACUUAGACGCCAUCAGAAGAAACAUGCCAAAGGAUCCUCAAUAUUGGACUUUGUCGAACGAGGACUUACUUGCCCAUCAAAAUAGGAGAAGGUACUGGUCACAUCUCAAAUGCAAAAAUUGUAAACGUCAAGGUCACAGGAUGUCUGAAUGUUCAGAAGAGAGAAAACUUCCGGCGUGUUACAUGUGUGGGGUUCGAGGUCAUCACAAACUGUCAUGUCCUCAUACAAUGUGUCUCGGGUGUGGAACGAAACAGGUUACCUACACGGAAUACUGUACAAGAUGUAAGACAGCGCGGUGCACUAUCUGCCAGUCAAUUGGACACUCGGCAGACAUUUGUCCCGACCUUUGGCGACGAUACCAUCACAUCACGAGUGAGGAGAAUCUAAAAACGCAACAAGAUCCGUCACUGGUAAUGAAACCUAGGAAACAACUCAGCUGUUGUAAUUGUGCAAGACGUGGGCACGAUUCAACGACCUGUAAGGACUACCGUUGGUCGAAAUAUUCACCAACUCCAGCGUACGUAACGAAUUAUACUUCAGGACCAGCUUACGCGCAAGAUAUGAUUCUUGAAAAUGUCGAUUCAACGAUCCGUACUCAGAAAAGAGGUGUAACCGAAGAAGCAGAAGACGAGGGAUUUGUCGCUGAUAAUGAGGAUUCACCGAGUAAAAGAAAAAGAGCUAAGAAAAACAAGACAUCCGAUAAAACUCUGGAAGAAGAUGGAAAUUCGGAAACUCCAGUUCAAAGUACUGAUGAAAAUACCAGUAAAAUCAAGGAACGGGGCAAAGACCAGGAAAAUACGCGUUCGGAAACGGGAGAAUUUUUUAUCGUUCAAUCCCCGGAAUUCACUCAUGAGAAAACGAAAGACUUCUGUCCCUCUGAAUAUAAUCUGACCGCUCCAGAUUACGCAGUUUAUUCCAAUUCCGAUAGGCCCAUGAAAUUUUUGGACCUCCUCGUCCGAGAGUAUCUCGCGAAAUUAGAUUUCCGACAUUAUACCAAUGGCACAUAUGUUCUGAUCAUCACAGCUGCUCCAGGAAUGGGUGCUGCUUUGGUGCAAACCAUUAAGGAUUUCGCGCAAUGGCGACCAAACGAACGUAACAGAUUCAUGUCCCGGGUUAUACCUAAAAAAAGAGUGAGACUCAUUAAAUCAUUGACAGCAAAACUGCUGGAAAUAGAACAAGAUUUGGGGAAACCUUCUGAAUUAUACAAGACUUUACUAUCGCUGAAAAAUAGAUUGCGCUCUAUAGACCUAAACCGUAAAGCCGGCGUUAAAUGUAAGUCACAUGUAAAGCGAAUAAAAACUGUGGAUCAAUUGGCCAGAUUGCAGUGCAGGCUAAAUAUGAUUUUGCAGAAGGAGGGGGAAAGUCAUCAAUAUUUGAAAACAGCUUUAACAGAUCUCAAAAACAUUCAAGAUGAAAAUGUACCUUGCCAACAGUACCUCACAAUCGUUCAUCAUUAUAACAAGGUAUUCGCAGCCUACACCCCGAAUAAUUUGAAAGGCUUAAUCGAUCAGUACAUGAAAGACCAAAGAACGAAAGGAAUUAACUUCCAUGACUCUCAAAAUAAAAAUGCAAGGAGACUUAACUCACCCAGAAUGCGUGGCAAUAAUGGCGUUCACAAAAAUACCGCUGCUCCUGCCCAAAGUCUCGCUAUCCCUUUAGACAAUCAAGUGGAAAUCCCGACAGCAACUUUCAAUAACAUAAACCGAAAUAUGAAUCGAAACCAACCGCUGAAUCCGUACGAGCCAAUGCACGACUACAUUAACCCGGAAAGUGAAUAUUAUCAAACACAUCCUAGUUUUCGCCUACAUCCUCAAAACUCCGGUAAUCGUUAUCAGGAUGGGUUGCAAGAGAACCAUUGGGAGGGCUUUGCGAGGCAUACUUUGGCCAAUAAUCCCGAUAAUUUUCAACCGGAAUUUAAUAGAUACCAUGAUUAUAGAACCCCCAUGCCGCGCAGCAAAGAUCAAAACAUUCAACGGAAUGCGGAAUACCGUUUCGCGGACGAUAUCAGCUUGAAUAACAUUCCAAGUAACAUCCCCUUUGUAGACAGCCACACUAUUCAUACUGUGCAGAAUACUUCGCCAAAUAAGAUACUUUUUAGAGGCAGGCAAGCUGGAUCUUCUCAAGAGUUUUACGUAGGUAUUGAUAACACGCUACCCGCAAACAAAGUAGAUUCGAGAGCUCAAAAUAAUCGUAAGAAUAAGUCAGCUAAGGCGAAGCGUGCAAUGCUGACUAAACGAGAAAAACAGAUUCGUGAAGAGAGACGGAAAGCUAGGAAAGAAAAACACAAUACAUUGCCAUUCUUGAGAAAGCGUGCUGAAAAAAAUAUUGUCAAGUACAAAAAAGAAGUGAAUCGACUUGGCAUUGGGAAGGCAAUGAAAAGACUACAAAAGCAAAUCGAUGAUAAUUCUUUGACUAUGAAAAAAGUCCGAAAAUUUGAAAACCUCGCUAAACGAGAAAUGAAGUUACAUGUAAAGAAGAAAAGCGAUUUGAAAGAGGCGGCUGCUACUUUCCCAAGAGCUUAGAAUUAUUUUUAUUGUUUCUUAGUGAAAGAAUUUUAUUAUUUUUUUUUUCAUCCUCCUUGUUUCGUCAUACGUUACUUUUUACGUAUAACUGUAAAGAAUAUGCCCAAUAUCUUUUUUUUGCUUCUUAAAUUUUUGUAGUUCUCAAUUUGAUACAUAGAACUCUAGAUAUGUAAAAACGAUGUUUUCUCUGCGAUUGGGAAUUUAGCAGCGUUCUAUUAUAUUUUUAUUACUAUUAAGUUUAACAAAGAUUAUGCUAGAUCGUAGUAUUUUUCAAAGAAAACAGCAAUGCUGCUGUUAUUAAAGUACAUCCAACUUGUAAAAUACUAGCACUAUCUGAAAUAAACGAAAUUAUUCUUUUGUUACUCUGUA